Owenia fusiformis is the source of this 880-nucleotide messenger RNA. NCBI's taxonomy places the organism in Eukaryota, Metazoa, Annelida, Polychaeta, Sabellida, Oweniidae. The record is from the annotation of a GenBank genome assembly.
UGAAGCCAUAACAGGAAGUGCUAAGAAUCCAGCAACCAUACACAUUAUCAUGGAUGGUAAAGACAUAAGAGGACAAACAAGGAGUGGGCUGCAUGACAACACUGUUCCCAUACAUAAAACAACUGAACAGGAUCAAAAUGAGAAGGACUAUACACCUACCAAAACAUCAGAAUGGGUGACUCUAAUAAGUAACUGGAAAGUUCCAUGUGUAACUCUUGAUCGUAUUGAGGCCUUGGACAAAAUCGCAAAGUACAAUGCAAAAUGUGGAAAUCUAUUCGCAAUACACUUAUCAAAUAUAAAGUUUGAUACUUUUACUAAGGGAAGACCAUCAAAUGAACCUUGUAAUAAGGUAUUUACAGAGACUUACAUCAUAGAUGAGACAUAUGAACCGAGCAUAGAUAAUAACUCUCUUCUUGAACCAAAAGCAGAGAGCAGUGCCUCAUAUAUUAAACAUGUUAAAAGUGAACCACAUUUAGCAGAAAUAAUCUCAAAUACCAGGAGUGAGUCACAUGAUAUUAGAUGUCAAUCACGAGCAACAAACAUAACUCCAAAUAAAGAGAAUAUCAGUGAAUCAUUUGACAUGAAUAAUGACCUCUAUGCCAAUCUAACUGAUGAUAAGACUAAUGCCAAUAAUAAAAAAACAGACACUAAUACAUCCAUUACUUCAAAUAUUCCAGACUCAUUAAGUUACAUUCCAAUAUGUAUCAAAGAAGAGGAAGACAAAAGUGACAUCAACCUAAAAGAUGGAAGUGAAAUUAUUAUUGACAAACCAGAUAGUCAGACAUCCGAUGCUACAGACAUUUCAGAUUUAAUGAGUUAUAGCCCAAUGUUUAUCAGUGAAGAGGAAGAUAAUUGUAACAUCAACCUGAAAGAUGGAAAU